AUGACCCUGGAACCAUUAACUCCAGUGAACUGUGCCGGCCUCCUGCAGCCCGGCUUCUCUCUGCUGCAGCUGGAUGGGGAACUUCUCCUGUUUGGGCAGAAAGGUUGGCCCAAGCGCUCAUGUCCAACUGGAGUGUUUGGCGUUCGUUUUAAACUCGGUGAGAUGAGGUUGAGGGCCAUCUCUUUCUCGAAUGACUCAUGCUACCUUCCUCCAUUACGUUGCCCAGCAGUGUGCCGCCUCGACCCCUAUGACGGGCUUCCAGAAAGUUACCUCAUCCAUGGUGGCCGCACCCCGAAUAACGAGAUCUCAUCGAGCCUGUACAUGCUGACCACAGAAAGCCGUGGCUGCAAUCGUAAGCUGACCCUGUGCUGCAAAGAAAUGGAGCUGGUGGGAGAAAUGCCAGGGGCCAGAUACGGCCACACAAUGAGCGUGGUUCAAAGCCGUGGGAAGACGGCUUAUGUGUUGUUUGGUGGUAGAUCCUACAUUCCCGCAGGAGAGCGGACCACAGAGAGCUGGAACAGUGUCAUCGACUGUCAUCCUCAGGUGUUCCUGUUUGACUUGGAGUUUGGUUGCUCCUCUGCUCACACUCUACCUGAGCUCAGCGACGGACUGUCUUUCCAUUUGGCCCUCGCCAGAGAAGACUGUGUCUACUUCCUCGGGGGUCACUCCCUCGCCUCUGACUCUCGCCCUCGACUCUUCCGUCUGCGUGUAGAGCUCCUGCAGGGCAGCCCCUUGCUUUCCUGUGAGACCCUUGAAACUGGCAUAUCCAUAUCUAGUGCCAUAAUCACCCGUACAGGUCCCUCUCACAGAUAUAUCAUAUUAGGUGGGUAUCAGUCCGACUCUCAGAAGAGGAUGGAGUGCAGCACUGUGGUUGUGAAUGAGAAAGGGAUCCACUUUGAGCCCCUAGAAUCCCCUAAGUGGACCCCUGACAUCGCCCAUAGUCGCACUUGGUUUGGCAGCAGUGCCGGGGAGGGAAGUGUCCUACUUGCUGUUCCCACUGAAGGAAGGCCAUCCCAAGCAGAUAUGCAUUACUUCUAUCAGGUGAGUUUCCAGACAGAGGGGGAAGCCAGAGAGGAAGAAGGAACCCAGGUCUGCAGCCAGGAGUCCACCGAUUACGACGACUCCCCUCCUCUCGAAGACUCUGAGGAGCUCUACUUCGGUCGUGAGCCGCACGAGCUGGAGGACAGUGACGACGGAGAAGGUGGUAAUUACAACGAGGAGGAUGAGGAGGACGAAUCACAAACAGGCUACUGGAUCAAAUGCUGCCUGGGCUGUCAGGUGGACCCCAACACGUGGGAGCCCUACUACUCCACUGAGCUCUACCGGCCAGCCAUGAUCUUCUGCUCCAGAGGGGAGGGGGGACACUGGGUCCAUGCCCAGUGCAUGGAGCUGUCGGAGACCCUGCUGCUCAGGCUCUCCCAAGGCAGCAAAAGGUACUUCUGCAUGGACCACGGAGGCCUGCCCUACCAGGAGAUGACCCCACCUCCACAGGUCAUCCCACUGAAGCGUACCCCCAUGAAAGUUAAGGACAGAAAAUCCCCUCCAACAAUUAAGAUGUCCCCUGCCAAAAAAAGCUUUUUCAGGAGGCUUUUCAACUGACUACAGUUUAUGUUGUGUGUAGAUGGUCACUGGAACACUGAGU
This is a messenger RNA of Anoplopoma fimbria (sablefish), 1642 nucleotides long. It is a transcript of the gene rag2, whose product is annotated as recombination activating gene 2. Lineage: Eukaryota; Metazoa; Chordata; Actinopteri; Perciformes; Anoplopomatidae. Gene Ontology annotation, biological process: V(D)J recombination. Gene Ontology annotation, cellular component: DNA recombinase complex; nucleus. Gene Ontology annotation, molecular function: protein binding; sequence-specific DNA binding. The record is from RefSeq and is a predicted model, not a curated record.